CCGGGGAGAAGUCGCGUUAUUGUAGUUUGGGACUCUUCGUCUGUGCGGACGUCCCUACAGGAGGAUUUGAGAUGAACAGAAUCAGAAUACACGUUUUGCCCUCGAGUCGCAACCGGGUGAGUCAGACUGCCCGACCGCAGGAGCCCCAGGCCUGCGCCUUCACCCAGCGGCCCUGCACCCAGCCUCGCCUCGAGGGCUUCGACUUCUGCAUCAAACACAUCCUGGAGGACAAGAAUGCCCCGUACAAGCACUGUAGCUACGUCUCUGCCAAAAAUGGCAAGCGCUGCCCAAGCGCUGCUCCGAAGGCCGACAGGAAAGAUGGGGUGACGUUCUGUGCCGAGCAUGCUCGUAGGAAUGCGAUGGCCCUGCGAGCUCAGAUGAGGAAGGCUUCUUCAGGUCCGUCUCCAGAGGCUCUGCUGUCCCAGCUUAGCUGCUUCAACCGAUCGGAGACCCACAGUCUAGAUGGAGGACGCUCUGAGGCCAGCCGCAUCCUGGAUGAAGAAAGUCUGAGUGAAGAGGAGCAGAGCCCGCUGGUGCUGGACCAGACCUGGAGAGGAGAUCCUGAUAGCGAGGCUGACAGUAUUGACAGCGAUCAUGAAGAUCCUCUGAAACAUGCAGGGGUUUACACAGCAGAGGAAGUGGCUCUGAUCACUAGAGAAAAGCUCAUCAGGCUGCAGUCGCUGUACAUCGACCAGUUUAAGCGCCUGCAGCAUCUGCUGAAGGAGAAAAAGCGCCGAUACCUGCAAAACCGUAAACUGGAGCAUGAAACCUUAGGAAGCAGUCUGUUAACGGGACCUGAAGGUCUUUCCAUGAAGGAGAGGGAGAACCUGAAGAAGCUGAAAGCUCUGCGUCGAUACCGCCGCCGGUACGGAGUGGAAGCCCUGCUGCACCGGCAGCUCAGGGAGAGGAGGCAGGCGGUGACAGAGGGAGCCUCUCAGCUCCACAUGAGAUCCGUGGGUGAAAUCUGCAUGGCCUUUGUUGAUGGAGUCAGAUGCACGAACCCCUGCCUCCCGGUGGCCAGACACUGCCUCUCUCAUAUCUGCCAGGACAGCAACCAGGUGCUUUUUAAAAUCUGCCCGGGGCUGAAAGACGCUCCCUGCGACCGGACCGUCCACAUGGGUCAGUCGGACGACCCCCGAUGCCCUCUGCACCUCACCCUGCCGCCGCCCAUGUACCAGCCGGAGCAGGAGCCGCCGCCGCAGGAGCCCUUCACCCCGUCCAGCAAGGACAUGUACCUGAGCGCGGCGGAGCUGCAGCCCACAGAGAGCCUCCCGCUGGAGUUCAGCGACGACCUGGACGUGGAAGGGGACGGCAUGCAGGGUCCCCCGUCCCCCCUGCAGUUUGACACGGCCCUGGCCCUGGAGGACCAGACCAUCAGAGCCAUCGCCGAGGCUCCGAUGGACAUCCUGACCGGGGAGGACCCGGACCCGGACCAGGUGGACCUGGACACCUCAGGACACGAGCUUUCAGAAAGAGACAUGGACGCCAUCAUGGAUGAUCAGGUGGUGUCAGACAUAGGUGGAGGAGAAGAAGACGCCACCGACAGCUCGGCCCAAGACCUGGACCUGGCAGCCGGCGACGCUCCUCGAUGAACAGAGGCCUUUUUAUUUUUCUGCUACUUUUGGUUCCAGAUAAUUUGGUUCUGUGAAUUGGUAAUCUUCUGAUCUGGUACCUGGUGGUACUCAAGUGUUUGUUUGUUGUAAUAAAAGGUGACAGAGGAACCAAACGCU
Xiphophorus maculatus (southern platyfish) is the source of this 1730-nucleotide messenger RNA. It is a transcript of the gene kansl2, whose product is annotated as KAT8 regulatory NSL complex subunit 2. The record is from RefSeq and is a predicted model, not a curated record. The transcript is spliced from 10 exons. Lineage: Eukaryota; Metazoa; Chordata; Actinopteri; Cyprinodontiformes; Poeciliidae. Gene Ontology annotation, cellular component: NSL complex. Bases 72 to 1592 code for a protein of 506 amino acids.